CCCGAGACUGAGUCGUGCAAGAGAUUUAAUGUGAGAAUGAUCCUUCAGAAUGUGAACCACCAGUAACAAAAAAAACCAGAUAGUGGAGGCAGCAGCAGUGUACCCAGUUCAGGUCCUGCCGUCCAGGAGUCAACAGGCAAGAUGGCGAGGGUGUGGAUAUGGGCGUUGAUGGUGGUGGUGAUGUGGGCAGUCGUGGUGGUGCUGGGUGAUGGCCAACAACACCAGGAGCCACAGCAGGAGGAGGUGGAGGAGAAACAAGAACAGCAACAAACAAAACAACAUCCACAACAGCUGAAGCAACAAGAGCGUCGACCAAAUGUGGUGGUGCUGAUUGCAGACGACCUGGGCAUUGGGGACCUUGGGUGCUACGGUAACACCACCAUCAACACCCCAAACAUAGACAGGGUGGCGAGUGAGGGCAUACGGCUCACCCAUCAUCUCGCUGCAUCUGCACUCUGUACCCCCAGUCGUGCUGCCCUGCUCACUGCCCGCUACCCAGCACGCUAUGGUCUGGUGGGAGACAAGAGCACACCACCGGUCGUGGUACACGUCGCCAGUAAAGUUGGACUCCCUGUGGACGAAGUGACCCUCGCUAAUGCCCUCAGCGCUGCCAACUACACCACAGCUGCUGUUGGCAAGUGGCAUCUGGGCAUGAGGUGCGGGCUGCUGGGACGUGGGUGUCGGGGGCCCCAACAACAUGGCUUCCAGUCUUUCUAUGGCAUUCCUUUCACCCUUAUUGAAGACAUAGCAGGUUCCCACCCCUUCUGGAUAUUCCCCUUGGAGGACCGCUUCUACCAGAUGCUGUUAUCAUUGUGGGUGGUUAAUGCCCUGACGCUGUGCUGGCUGCGGUGGCGUCGAAGGACAAUUGCCGUGUGCAUAGGGGUGGUGACGCUCGCCCUCUCCACCAGCUGGUUCCUGCACACCCACUACCGCUUCCAUACUGCAAGAUGGUGGAAGGUGUCCCCUUGGAUGGACCAACACAUGAACGGUCUGGUGAUGCACAAUGACCGGGUGGUGGAGCAGCCACUGAAGCUGGAGGGUCUCUCACAGCUCCUGGUGGACCACUCCGUUAGGUUCAUCGCCGACCAUGCACAAGACCAGCGCCCCUUCUUCCUCUACCACUCCUUUGCUCACGUCCACACGCCCAUGUUCUCGGCCCCAGAGAUGGCGGGACGCAGCAAACACGGAAGGUAUGGUGAUAACGUUGAAGAAAUGGAUGCUGGAGUUGGAAGGAUCAUGGCUGCCCUCAAAGAACACAGCCUCGACCAGAAUACGCUCGUGUACUUCCUCUCUGACCACGGGGGCGACCUGGAGGUUGUGGGUCAGGACGGUCAGCGUGUGGGAGGCUACAAUGGACGCUUCAAGGGCGGCAAGAGAAUGGGUAGUGCCGAGGGUGGGAUCCGUGUGCCAGGAAUCUAUCGCUGGUCAGGUCACAUCCCUGCUGGGGUAAUAGGAGAUGCCCCUACCUCUCUCCUGGACAUGAUGCCCACCAUCCUUGACCUGGCUGGCCUCCCUCCCCUGCCUGACCUUCUCCCUCACCUGCCUCCCAGAGAACUGGACGGUGUGAGCAUCGCUAACUUACUGACCAAAGGGGAACAUCCGCCGUCCCGCACACUAAUACACCACUGUGGUCACGAGAUACAUUCUGUCAGACUCACUUCAGGUAACCUGGCAUACAAAAUGAAUCUGGUGGGGUACAAUUGGGAGAAGGAUAGUACACAGCAUGGCUGGGGCAUCAACACCCUCCGUUCGUGUUGGGACUUCAUCGACUACGGUUACGAGCCUCAACUAUUUAACCUCUUCAAAGAUCCAUAUGAAGAUCAUCCUAUUCCUGUUGAUUCAAUUGAGUACAUACAAGUGACCGGGAUAAUGAAGCAGUUUGUGGCCGAGUGGAAAGCGCGGGUACCAUAUCCUCCCUCACAGAUGUCGAAUGUUGCUAACACCAUGCACUCUCUCUGGCUCCAGCCAUUCCGUUCACUGUGGUAACACUUGUUUACAUUAUGACUGACCACUAGUACCAAGAUGAUAAGUCAACCUGCAGACAGAUGAACAAUUAUCAGAUCUCCCAGCUCUGUUUUGUUCAGUACAACAAACAAAACAGAGAGGAGGUGUCGUCAUCACUGUGUAUAGACUGUAGUUGCAGGCUGGCUGUGAUGUAGUACUAUACUAGUGGACUCAUACUGUCACCUCUUAAUUAAAUUCAUCCCUUUUGAGUGUUAAUUUUAUCACAUUCUUCAUCAUUUCCCAAAUGAUCAAAUAAUACUGUACUGUACUGUACUAUUUCCUUAACCUUCAUUCUCGUUACAUAAAUUAUCACAUGAAUAAAUUGUCGUGACAGUAAGUAAAUUCUGACAUUCUCAGAGUGGUCGAUCACACCUCCGUCAUCUUCCUUGCCUAGCCACAUGUGCUGGCACAUCUCUUGCUCACUUCUGAAAUUUAAAAUAAAUAAAUUUUUGGAAACAAA
Homarus americanus (American lobster) is the source of this 2464-nucleotide messenger RNA. Its product is annotated as arylsulfatase H-like. The record is from RefSeq and is a predicted model, not a curated record. Lineage: Eukaryota; Metazoa; Arthropoda; Malacostraca; Decapoda; Nephropidae. Gene Ontology annotation, molecular function: arylsulfatase activity. The transcript is spliced from 12 exons. Bases 142 to 1986 code for a protein of 614 amino acids.